AUGAACUCUGGGUUAGAAGAAGAGCAACAUUUAUUGAAGGGGCGCCCUGUACUCCUUGCUCUGGCCUUUGUCGGGUUAGGAUGUCGAAGGAGAUAUAAGCAUAGGGACCGCUCCCGUUUAACUACGGAAUCCCCAGGCUCGGUACCUGGAGUGUCGAUUCUUCGGCCUCUGAAGGGUCUCGACACCAACCUUUAUGAGAACCUUGAGUCAUCCUUUACUCAAGAGUAUCCGAACUUUGAAAUUCUCUUCUCUGUCGCACACGGGGAUGACCAGGCGCUCCCUGUUGUGAGAGAAUUAAUGGCAAAAUAUCCACAUGUCAAUGCCAAUGUCAUCGUAGGAGAGGAAAUUGUCGGCGUCAACCCAAAAGUCAAUAACCUGAUGCGGUCGUACCGCCAGGCUGCAAAUGAUAUUCUCUGGGUGCUCGACUCGAAUGUCAUGGUACAUUCCGGUGCCAUGGCACGUUCCGUUGAGGCUCUACAGGGGAAGAGCCGAUCUGGAAGACGCAUCGCUCUCGUCCAUCACGUUCCUUUCGCAGUCGUGAACGAAUCAAGGAUUGGUUCCAGAUUGGAUGAAGCCUUUUUAAACACAAAUCACGCGAAGAUGUACAUUGCCAUUAACACCGCAGCUAUCGACUCCUGCGUCAUGGGCAAGUCGAACCUCUAUCGGCGUUCUGAUCUUGAACGAGUGAACGGUUCACGGAAGCCGAUUGCUCAGCAAGACAGUCAAUCUAAUGAGCAAUGCGGGCUGCCUGCAUUUGGCCGCUACCUUGCAGAAGAUAAUAUGAUCGCAAGUGCUCUCUGGCAUGAACUAGGGGAAAGACACGAGCUAUCUUGCGACGUCGCUCGUAACAUUGUAGGGAAAAUGUCGCUUGCCGAUUACAUCCAACGACGCGCGCGAUGGAUCCGCGUCCGCAAGCAUAUGGUUCUUGCCGCUACACUCCUAGAACCGCUGACAGAAUCCGUGGCGGUCGCAGCUAUUGGUUGUGCAAGUUUGAAGUAUCUAUUCAAUAUCCCUGCACUACCAUUCCUCUUUCUUCACUUCGUUUUGUGGCUCUCAGUAGAUCUAGACGUGUACCGUUCCCUAGCGGGACACCGUCUCCCUGCAUCUAUUCGGUGGGAAUUUUUGGGUGCAUGGGUUGGUCGAGAAUUUUUGGCGUUGCCAAUAUUCUUCUACGCGGUAUUUGGGGAUACAGUCAACUGGAGGGGCAGACGAUAUCAGGUCCUUCGAAACGGAGAAGUUCGACCUGCACAGGAAGGGCGCCAUUGGCUUGGGUGGGCUAGUAGACAAUCUCAUGAUUACGAACCUCUUGAAGUCGAGGAACACUAA
This is a messenger RNA of Desarmillaria tabescens, 1326 nucleotides long. Its product is annotated as glycosyl transferase family 21-domain-containing protein. Gene Ontology annotation, biological process: glucosylceramide biosynthetic process. The transcript is spliced from 3 exons. Gene Ontology annotation, molecular function: ceramide glucosyltransferase activity. The coding region runs from base 1 to 1326 and encodes 441 amino acids. The record is from RefSeq and is a predicted model, not a curated record. NCBI's taxonomy places the organism in Eukaryota, Fungi, Basidiomycota, Agaricomycetes, Agaricales, Physalacriaceae. Gene Ontology annotation, cellular component: membrane.